CACAUUGAUCUCUCCCGAGCAUCGAAAGUGUCACUAUCGCCAUCACCAUUGCUAUUCUGCUCAGGGAUCUACUGCUGCAUCGCUACCACGACUUAUAAACCGAUUCCAUUACGGCCUGAUAGGCAGUUGAGAUCUCUCUCCAACGCGCAGGAGACCAACGGCGAUGGGCCGUGAGCAUGGUGACUGUGUCCCAUCUUCCACUAUUCAGAGUUUCACACACGGGGUCCUCUAUCCAGCGCUCUGCGUGAUUGGCAUUGUCCUUCUCGCGCGACGAAUCAGACACCACCGACAGCGGAAGUACCAGCUUCCCGAGCGGCGACAGGACUCAAUACGAUCCACAUCUCUCGCAGAAAAGUCCGGUGGCGACAUGUCUGCAGGCCAGGGAGCAGCGGCGCCCUACAUCAGGGACCCUUCCCACGACGUGGUGACGACGACGGCGGCGGCGACAUCAUCCUUGCCGUCUGCCUGUGAUAUCCUCCAACCCCUGUCUCAGUUGACCCCACUGCCCUCCAGUGGCCAUCUCGCGGCCAUUCUAGGCCGCGCGAAACAGCCCACGCAUCCUGCGAACAAGAAGCCAACAGGUGGCCCCGGCGGCGAUCCUGGCGCCAGCGCGGGUCCGAGUAGUGACUACUCGAGACCGUCGACCUCAGAGACCCAAGCCAGUGACCUGUCUGGCGGCGGGAGUGAUCAAUCAAGCUACUCUGGGACCAGGGAUUCGCUACCGCCGAUGGCGCCUACACCGACUGAGUGGCGGCCCGUGGAAAGCCCAGCAGGUUACUACUCCUCCUCCCACGACGACCACUUCGAUGGGUCAGAGCUAUCGGGCGAGCCAGUAGGCCCGCGGCCGCCAGUGCAGAAGAGUGGCCAAGUUGCUCAGCUACUCCAUGAUGCUGAUGAGGAAGGCGUGCGGACAUGGAGACGGCUGAUGGUCGAGUAUAGCUGAAAGUGGAUGACGAGCUGUCCAAUGAGCCGAUGCGGGAUGGAUCCUUCGUCCUUCUAGGUUUGUUCCAUUCCUUUUCCUGCUUCCCAGGCCCUUUAGGUUCUUUUUCCUUUUUCUCUCAGUUCAUUUACGAUUCCAUUUUUUUUUCUGUCUCCCUCUUUGCUUUCGUUCUUUCUGUUUUUCCCUCGCCUUUUCCCUGUUCUUCCGUGUUAUCCUCUUUCGUGCUCUUUUUUUCGGGUGGGGAUUUGACAUGAGACUACCUAUUUUGGUGUUGGGCUAUGGUCUGGUGGCGGAGAUGAGGUAGGCAGACAUAGUACUGGAUUGGUACUUGGUCGCGCCGAUAUUAUGUAUGCCGAUGAUAGUAUGAUUCUAAUGAUUGCGCCAUCACUUACUGUUCACUUACGUUCAAUGUUCAAACUACA
Molecule: messenger RNA, 1362 nt
Organism: Aspergillus candidus
Lineage: Eukaryota; Fungi; Ascomycota; Eurotiomycetes; Eurotiales; Aspergillaceae
Exons: 1
Coding region: 164-943 (259 amino acids)
Source: RefSeq, a predicted model, not a curated record